AUUGUGUUAAGAGUGGGAAUUAUGAACCCUUAAGGUCAUUAGCUUCGAAUGCCAAGGCCGAAGAAGCCAAAUCGACUCCCUUUAGAGUUUAUCAAUGUACCUUUUUCCAAACCGAAAGGCGAGACUGUAUAUAAAACAUGCUCUGAAGUUUAUCCGGAAGUAAAAAGAGCGCCUACUAAUGAUGCUUACUUUUGGUUUGAACCAUGCUUUAAGACUGUAAAAGUUGAAAAGAAGCGACCAAUAAGUAGGAGUACUUCGAGUCCCCGUCAACAUUUACCAGAGUUACAAUUUUUAUUAAAUGGGCCAAUUCCGAUUAAUUCGAUAUCUUCUCUCAAAAAACAGAAGUCCUGUCCCUUGUUCCCUUUGAAGUCACCUGAAGUGCUUACUCGAAAAGUUGUUGUGUUAGUCGAAGAGACUCCUGAAAGUACUAAUCGUAUGACGCGAAGAUAUUCAAAGUAUAAUUCCACGGUUAACGCUUUGUCUGAACAAUUAUCUGAAUGCACCGAAGAUAUGUUAAAGCUGACAAUUAAAAAAUAACAUUUCAUUUUAUACAUCUUUUUGAUUUGGACAUUUGCAUAACUGUAUGAUCACCUGCCUUCUCACCUUAUGUGCCCUUUUUUAGAUAAAUAAAUCAUCUUUUUUC
Schistosoma guineensis is the source of this 643-nucleotide messenger RNA. Lineage: Eukaryota; Metazoa; Platyhelminthes; Trematoda; Strigeidida; Schistosomatidae. The record is from the annotation of a GenBank genome assembly.